Molecule: messenger RNA, 6273 nt
Organism: Melanotaenia boesemani (Boeseman's rainbowfish)
Lineage: Eukaryota; Metazoa; Chordata; Actinopteri; Atheriniformes; Melanotaeniidae
Product: NACHT and WD repeat domain-containing protein 2
Exons: 8
Coding region: 493-5691 (1732 amino acids)
Molecular function (GO): protein binding
Source: RefSeq, a predicted model, not a curated record
GAUACCACGGGGAGCGCUCCGACUCACGGCGCCCGUUUUACCGUCUCCCGACGCCGUCUCUCGGUCACGGCGACUCUGAUGGGCGUUUUUAGCCUCCCUUUACCGUCCUCGACGCUUGGAUAUUUUCGGAAGCCACAAAAUGAAGCGAAUGAAUGUGAGCAACAAGAAGUAUCCUGUUGUUGUGCCUGUCUCCAGCGUCAAUAGUAGUCAAGUACUCUCUGUGGACGCCGUGCUUCUGUGAUUUUAUAUUUUUAUUUUUUACAGUAGUUGUCUGUUUGGAGGAUUUGAUGUAGUUGUCAGUAGUGGACUACCCAACUUUCCCCCGCUUUUUGUUGUCUUUUUCGAGGUUUUCCGUCUGUGAAACAAAGAUUCCAAGAUAGACCAACUCCGGAAAACCAGCGACUUGACAUCUGCUCCUGGCAGAAUAACCUUUCUUAGCGGUUAUUCGCCUUUACAAGCAUCUUCUCUGGGCCACGCUGGAAGUCACCUCCUAUGUGGCCGUCGGGAGUGGGGAGCAGGCAGCCCUGCCCGCGGGAGUCGGCGCUGCGCAGGGCGGCCAUCAGCGGCAACAUCAACGCCCUGCCGCCGCACCAUGUCCCCACCGGCCGCAGCGUCCGGGUCUUCAUCUGCGCCAACCCCGACGACACAGAAGCAGAGAGGAGUGCGCUGAAAGAGCACGUCUACCCUAAAUUACGAGACUUCUGCAGGGAGAACUAUGGCAUUGAAUUUCAGGUGGUGGACCUGUACUGGGGAGUCGAUCCAGAGGAGUGGGACAGUCCUGAGCUGCAGAGACUCAGAAUGAAACUUCUAGAGGAAUGUCUAAAGACCUCGGCUGGACCGUGUUUUGUUGGCCUGGUGGGAGAAAAAUAUGGCAGCAUCCGCGUGCCCGGGGAGGUUGAAUCGGCAGAGUUUGAGAUGAUCUUGGAUGCAGCCGUGGAGGCGGGGUUGGACACCCACAUCUUGGAGGAGUGGUACUGCAGGGAUGAAAACUCUGUGCCACCCGCAUACUACCUCAAACCCAAAGCCCAAAUGCUUAAGAACUACCAGAAUUCAAUGGAGUCAAGCAAUGCAGCAAAGACCAAGAAUGACAAGGCCUGGAGGAAUGUGUCAGAGGAGAUCAAGAAGAUCUUCCGAACAGCGGUGCUGCAGCUUCAAGAGAAAGGAACCAUGAAGAGUGCUCAGGCUAAGAAAUUCCUUUGCUCUGCCUUGGAGGAUGAAUUAGAUUUUGCCCUUGGGAAACAAACACCUGCCUUUCUCAGGAAAUGUGUCUGCUAUAUUCGCAAGAUCUCCAACUUCGACCGCUUCGCUAAACUACCAGACAUGGGUCGCUACAUGGACAUUGUGGUCAGCGCUGAUCGUAUCAUGCGCAACCAGGAAGCCUAUGAACGCCUUCUGAAGGUACGGGAUGAAUUCAUCCCCACAAUCGUGGCUGCUUCCAACCUCCGUGUCUACUCUUCUGUCACUCACUGCGACAUGAAGUUGGGCUACUCUCAAGAAGUAGAGAGUCACUACGUGGAAGGUCUGUGUAAGCAGUUCUAUGAGGACAUGGUGGACAUCAUCCAGGCUACAGUCCAGCAGAACUUUGACACGGAAACCGAUCCGCUGUACGAUGAGAUCAUACAGCACCUGUCCCUUUGUAAGACCUUUGCAGCCCUCUAUGAAUACAAGACUGAGUCACUGGAUUACGUGCAGGAGUAUCUCAUGCCAUCAAAGGGGAGCAGGAUGAGCCCUCUAGUGGUGUUUGGGGGACCCUGCACCGGAAAGACUCUCCUGCUGUCUGAGGUUGCCAAACAGGCCUACACAUGGCUGCAGAAAGAAAUGGGCCCUGAAACAGACCCGGUGGUCAUAGUUAGGUACAUUGGUUCUAGCCAACUCUCCACAGACCUACGAACUCUCCUGCAGAGUAUCUGCGAACAAAUCGCCAUUAACUAUCGCUGCCUGAUUCACUUUUUGCCUAAUAAGAUUGAGGAGAUGAGGGAGCUCUUGAUCAACCUCUUAGGGGAAUCCUCAUUCCACAGGCCUUUGGUCAUCGUCCUGGAUGCUCUGGAGCAACUCUCGGACGCAGAUGAAGCUCGCAAACUGUGGUGGCUCCCCAUACACCUGCCUCGCACAGUCCGUAUUGUUAUAUCUACGCUGCCCAAUAAACACGGCAUCUUGCAGAAGCUCCGUCACCUUAUCCAUGAUGAGGGGUAUUAUGUGGAGCUAAUCCAGAGAGACCGAAAAGUCUGCAGCCAAACAUUAAAACAGCAGCUGCUUGGGGUGAAGAGAAAGGUAACCUCAGGGCAACAGAUCUAUGUCAAUGAGGCACUUGCCAAGUGUACAUUGCCAAUGUUUGUCAACCUCAUCUACAGAGAAGUAGUUCACUGGAGGUCUCACAAAGAUGUGGACGAUAAGUCCCUCUGCUCCACAGUCCAUGAGAGCAUAGAGCAACUAUUUUACUCUGUAGAAAACAAAUUGGGCCAACGAUUUGUCUUCAGAGCAUUAGGGUAUAUCACCAUGGCUAAGGCUGGGCUAACAGAGGUUGAGCUGGAAGAUAUCCUGUCCCUUGAUAACAUAGUUCUUGGUGAUGUCAUUGUGGCAACAUACCUCAAAAACCCAUUGAGGAUCUCAUAUGAUUUGGUUGCAAAGCUCAGGGAGGAGCUGGAGGGCUAUCUGGUGGAACGGCAGAUACGUAACAUCACCUUGUUGGUCUGGGCCAACAGGCACCUGCAUCUCAUCGCCCAAAAGCUGUACCUUAGCAAUGAAGAAGAUGUGCAUCAAAUGCACAGCCUCUUGGCUGAGUACUUUCUAGGGGCAUGGUCAGGUGGGAGGAAGAAAAUCUUUACUUACGAUAACAACCAUUUUACUUCCUCGAACAUUUCUCAUCAUAAAAACCCUCACCAUCAACAGUCGCAUGAAAAAACAUCCUCUGAUAAAUACUCCUAUGACAGACAGACCCCUGAACAACCUUGGGUGUUCCAGUGCAACCUUUUGGAGCCUGACAUUUUCUUUGUCAAUCACAGAAAGAUGACAGAGCUAGUGUACCACCUUACUAGGAGUGGGCGCACAGAUGACCUCAUGUUUGGUGUCAUCAUGAACUUCAGUUGGCUCUACACGAUGAUCAAGAUUGGCCAGUUUGAAAAAGCUUUAACAGACAUUGACUUAGCCUACAGCUACACCCAAGAAAAAGAGCUGAAGUUCCUGGCCACCACACUCCGUAGCGUCAAAGUAAAAGUGCUAAAAAACCCUGCAUCACUGUCUGCAGAACUGCAGCAAAGGCUUCUUCCAGUUGUCACCUCCCUGCCUAAGCUCAGACAUCUCCUCCUGGAGUGUGACAAAGAUGGCCCGAAAUACUGCUCCAUCAUGCCUCUCCACUCCUCUAUGGAUGUCACCUACAGCCCAGAGAGGCUUCCCCUGUGUUCCAGCUACAUGCAGAUUGUGGAGAUCUUGCCCACUUUAGCCCCAAACAUAGUUCUUGUAGCAUUAGAAGAUGGGUCAGUCAGCACCUGGGAUGUAGAGAGCAGGCAGCUUCUGCGACAGAUUGACACAGCCAGAUCAGUUGUGCUGGGAAUCAGACUAACCUCUGAUGAGAAGUAUCUGGUUGUGGCCACAACCAAAAAUACCCUGCUGAUUUAUGAUAAUCACAAGUCCUGUCUUUUGUCCGAGGUUGAAAUUAAGGGAUCAAAGCACAGUGGUGUCACCGGUGGACUUGCUUUCAUCAAUGGUUUUACUUUGUCAACCCAUCAUGCUUUAGCUUGGCUUGAAGCUAGUAAAGACGUCAAUGUCAUUGACCUCCUCUACGGCUGGCCUCUCUACCAGUUCCAUUGCUGGUAUGAGGUAACUUGUGUCCAGUGCUCACCAGAUGGAAUGUAUGCCUUUUGUGGCCAGUACCUCAACACCACAUCCAUCUUCCAUCUGGGAAAUGGAGAGAAGUUGGCCACUAUGACAUCAGAGUUUUCAGGGGGAUUUGUCAAGUCCAUCCUUGUACUGGAUACCCUUAACCAAAUGGUGAUGAUUGACAAUGAAGGCAGCCUGUCAGUAUGGAACACUAAAGAGAUAACCAACCCUAAGCUGAUGGAGGAUUAUGACUGUAGAGGGGAUGAUAGUGAAGUGGUGGGCAUUGAGUUAUCUGAAGACCAGCGUUCCAUACUGAUUUGCAAGGCCAGAAGUAUUGAGGUUCUAGACACAAAAGUAUGGAAAAUGGUAGAGAAGUUCAAAGCCAAACGUACUGAACGAUUUGUUGCUGCUGUUCUUUCCAAGAAUGGACAGAGCAUAGUGGCCUCCAUGGAGAACACCUCCUCCAUCUUUGUCUGGAGGAGGGACAGUGGACAGUGCAUGGCUAGCCUGAUCGAGAUCUCAGGGGCAAUCGUUAAACUCAUCAAAUCUAUCCACCACAACCUACUCCUUUCUGUUACCAGCAGUGGAGUUCUAUCAGUUUGGGACAUUGAUAUCAUCACCGCCAUGUCUAAUAUCGACAAAACAGGCAAGAAGAUCCAGACCUUACAGCUGUCUGGCCGAGAGGACUUUGUGUUUACCAUGGAUGGCUCAGAAGCUGUUCACAAGUGGAACUUUAGCACUGGAUUUAUUGAGAUGGUCUUCAAACAUGAGGGCAUAGUGGAGAACUGUGUCCUAACCACCUCAGGGGAUCUCAUGGUGACUUCAGACGACAAGUCCAGUCAGUACAUCUGGCAAACCAACACUGGAGAAAACAUCUUUCGCAUAAAUGGACAGAGAAUAUCACAGCUACUAAUCACCCACAACGACCAGUUUGUGGUGUCCCUUUGUGAACAGAAUGCUUCCAGAGUGUGGAGGCUUGCGACUGGGCACAAGGUCUGCAACAUCUUAGUCACUCUGCAGAAUGCAGUGAUUACCACAGCUAAUACUUUCCUGGUUGGCACAUCCAAGAACAAGCUCCUUGCAGUGAGCCUAUGGUCGGGCAGUGUAUCAAAGAAGUUUGUCUGUGAUGAUGGUAUUACGAUCGUCAACUUCAAGCUCAUACCUGACUGCCCUGACUGUGUGGUCUUCAUAACAUCCACGGAAACGGUUUUCAUUUGGAGUGUGGCAGAUGAGUCAGUCUGCAGGCGGGUUCAGCUGCCAACCAACUUCCUCAAAAACCUAGAGGACUUUCAGAUCUCACCCAAUGGGAAAUUAGGAAUCGUCUCCAAAGGGGAUGAAAAUAUUAACGUUUUGGAUCUUCACAGUGGGAAGCUAAGGCUUGUUCAUGCUGCAGGCAUAAUCUGGCGUCAGAAAUUAUCAAGAGAUGGACGUUACCUUGUGUAUGUUUGUUUCCGGAACUGUGAUGAGGAUGAUGAUGCCGGUGUAGUGUCCAAUUUGAUCGUGAUGCGCCUUGCUGAUGGUAAGAGCAUUGGAACAUGCUCACUUUACAAGACCCCAACCUUCCUUUCCCUCUCCCAGCGAGCACUAAACAUCAUCAUUGGCUUUGAGGACGGCAGCAUUGGCACAUAUACAGUCGUGGACCGUGUGGAUGCCGCCCUUAAGAUAAAGAUUGCCACCUCUAACAGCCGACAGAUUGUCAACAAUGCCUCGCAAAAAGUGCGGCCCAAAUGUGGCAACCAUUCCUUUAAGACUGUUGCUGACUGCAUCUGGAGGGAGUCGACUGAAGUCUUCUCCAGGGACAGCCCCAUCAAUGUGUCAGACUCUGGAGAGGGUGAGUCCACAACGCCUACUAAAAAGGCUGAAUUGCUGCAGUGAGAGGAGUGAGCAGAGUUAAUACGGGAGGGUGGAGAUGGGUAAAAGAAAAAAAAAAAAAGCCUAGAAUCUCUGGGGUCGCAGUUGAUUCUUGUUUACAGCCAUGUGAUUCAGCUGCAGAUGUCAGCCCUGUGGGUAGUUAAUGGGUCGACUAUUUUAACGCUGCACUCAAAAGUAUUAUUUACUUCCAACUUAUGAUACACUUUAUGUUAGUUUUACACAUGAAGACUGUUAGAAGAAUACUGUUUUACAAAAGAAAAAAUAAUGUAAAUUCUGUAUCGCAUUAGUUUACCAUUAUGUGUCCUUUUGCAUUUGAAGAACAAAGUUAUUAUUCAGAUGUCUGGGUCAAACAUUUCCAAAGCCAUUCCAGUGUUCUUAGCCGCUUUCAUUAUCUUUAUUUCCAUUGUACACAUUAAGCCAUAAUGUUGUUCUUGAAAGAAUAUAUUUAUGUUUGUAUUAAUAUCAGGCAGUACUGUAAAGAAAAAAAAGAAAAACUAUGAACAUAUGUACAUAUCUCUUUCUGGCUGCUGCAAUUUGUGCAACUCCUUAAAAAUGUUAUGUUGUGCUUAAUGCAAUCAAAGUGAG